CGCCACUUACCCUCCGGUACUUCCGGAAUCCCUGGGCCCGCCGCCCGUUGCCGUGGUGACGGUGUACACAGCCCGGCAGGCUGCAGAGUCCUGCUUGGGAAGAUUGCGCUUUCCUCCGUCGCUGCUGCCUAUAGCGAGUAGUGACUGAAGAUGGACUCACCUAUGGAGACUCAUUGGCCCUCUGACUUCCAGCCAUGACCAUCACCACCAUCCACCAUUCCCUGAACACCUGCAAUGUACUGGGAACUGUUCUGAGUAUUGUGGGGGGAUUCCAGAGAGAUAAAAGACACAGUCCUUGUCCUCAAGCAGCUUGUAAUUUAAUUUGGGAGCUGAAGCCCACAUAAAUGAAGCGACGUAAGAAUGGUAACAAGCAGAAUUUCAGAAAAGACUCCGUGAAACAGCGACUUGCGGAAUACAGGCAGCACGCAUGCGCGCACUCUUCAGUAGCUAGAAUGGGUACUAGGAAAAAGGUUCAUGCAUUUGUCCGUGUCAGACCUACAGAUGACUUUGCUCAUGAAAUGAUCAAAUAUGGAGACGACAACAAAAGCAUUGAUAUUCACUUAAAAAAAGACAUUCGGAGAGGAGUUGUCAAUAACCAGCAGACAGACUGGUCAUUCAAGCUGGAUGGAGUUCUUCAUGAUGCCUCCCAGGACUUGGUUUAUGAGACAGUCGCAAGGGAUGUGGUUUCUCAGGCCCUCGAUGGGUAUAAUGGCACCAUCAUGUGUUAUGGGCAGACGGGAGCUGGCAAGACAUACACGAUGACGGGGGCCACCGAGAGUUACAAACACCGGGGGAUCCUCCCUCGUGCCCUGCAGCAGGUUUUUAGGAUGAUUGACGAGCGGCCCACACACGCCAUCACCGUGCGUGUUUCCUACUUGGAAAUCUAUAACGAGAGCCUGUUUGAUCUCCUGUCCACUCUGCCCUAUGUUGGACCCUCAGUCACACCAAUGACCAUCGUGGAAAACCCUCAAGGGGUUUUCAUUAAGGGCUUGUCAGUCCACCUCACAAGUCAAGAGGAGGAUGCAUUCAGUCUCCUCUUUGAGGGAGAGACCAACAGGAUCAUUGCCGCCCACACAAUGAACAAAAACUCAUCUAGGUCACACUGCAUCUUCACUAUCUACAUGGAGGCCCAUUCCCGGACCUUAUCAGAUGAAAAGUACAUCACCUCCAAAAUUAACUUGGUGGAUCUGGCAGGCUCAGAAAGGCUGGGGAAGACAGGGUCCGAAGGGCGAGUCCUGAAGGAAGCCACCUAUAUCAACAAGUCGCUGUCAUUCCUGGAACAGGCCAUCAUUGCCCUUGGAGACCAGAAGCGAGACCACAUACCUUUCCGACAGUGUAAACUCACCCAUGCCUUGAAAGAUUCCUUAGGAGGAAAUUGCAAUAUGGUUCUUGUGACAAACAUCUAUGGAGAAGCUGCCCAAUUAGAAGAAACGUUGUCCUCACUGCGGUUUGCCAGCAGGAUGAAGCUAGUUACUACCGAGCCUGCCAUCAAUGAAAAGUACGAUGCUGAGCGAAUGGUCAAGAACCUUGAGAAGGAGCUGGUACUACUCAAGCAGGAACUGGCCAUCCAUGAUAGCCUGUCCAACCGUACCCUUGUGACCUAUGACCCCAUGGAUGAAACCCAGAUUGCUGAGAUCAAUUCCCAAGUGCGGAGGUACCUGGAUGGAACGCUGGAUGAGAUUGACAUAAUCAACCUUAGACAGAUUCAAGAGGUGUUCAACCAGUUCCGAGUGGUUCUGAGCCAACAGGAGCAGGAAGUGGAGGUUGCCUUGCGCAGGAAGUACACUCUCAUAGACAAAAAUGAUCUUGCAGCCAUUUCUGCUAUUCAGAAGGCCGGGCUCAUAGAUGCUGAAAGCCACAUGGUGGGUGAGCCUGAUGGACAAAGCUUUGGACUCGGGGUUGUGCCCUUUUCUACUAAACCUGGGAAGAAAUCCAGGUCCAAGAAGACAUUGAAAGACCAGGUCAGCUCCUCAGCAAGAAAGGAAGGUGUCAGUAGCCCUGUGAGUGGCAAGGAACUUGAUGCAGCUUCUGUGUCUAAGACGCAGCUGGUCCCAUCCUCCAAAGAUGGAGAAGCCAAAGACGUGCUUUCACGAGACCGGGAAACUUCCAGCAUUGAGCCCUUUUCCUCAGACUCCCCAAAGGAAGAAGCAAGGUCAGCCAGGCCCAGCACUCCACCUCCCAAGCCCUUGGCCUUUGAGGAGUUUAAGAAUGAGAGAGGUAGUGAGAUCAACCGCAUCUUCAAAGAAAACAAAUCCAUCUUGAAUGAACGGAGGAAAAAGGCUAGUGAGAUCACACAGCGCAUCAAUUCCAUCAAGCAGGAGAUUGACGUGACUAAGGAGGCACUAAAUUUCCAGAAGUCACUACGGGAGAAGCAAGGGGAGUACGAGAACAAAGGGCUCAUGAUCAUUGAUGAGGAGGAAUUUCUGAUGAUCCUGAAGCUCAAAGACCUCAAGAAGCAGUACCGCAGCGAGUACCAGGACCUGCGAGACCUCAGGGCUGAGAUCCAGUACUGCCAGCGCCUGGUGGAUCAGUGUCGUCACCGCCUGCUCAUGGAAUUUGACAUCUGGUACAAUGAGUCCUUUAUCAUCCCUGAGGACAUGCAGGCGGCACUGAAGCUGGGCAGCAGCAUCCGGCCAGGCAUGGUACCUGCCAACAGGGUUGUGUCUCUGGGAGAAGAUGACCAGGACAAGUACAGCCAGCUGCAGCGGACAGUGCUACCUGAGGGCCCCGAUUCCAUCUCCUUCUACAAUGCCAAAGUCAAGACAGAACAGAAGCAUAAUUAUUUGAAAACCAUGAUGGGCCUCCAGCAGACACACAAAAAAUAGUCUCAUCACCAGAACCUUGAGGGACAAGGCCAGCAGCGCUAGACUGUUGUAGCGGAGUUGCUAAAUCACCUGUGUGCAGCUCCAGUCGCUCUUCUGCAAGGCUCAUGACUCAGCACAGGGCCACACAAUGAGCAUUCUCCAAAGGACACUGUUGCUCAUCUCUAGGGAACACUCUUGGUUUUAACUUGCCAUCUUAAAUGUAAAAACAGCAUAAAAUUAUUUUCUAGUGUG
This is a messenger RNA of Jaculus jaculus (lesser Egyptian jerboa), 3056 nucleotides long. RefSeq names its product kinesin family member 9 (gene Kif9). The transcript has 23 exons. Gene Ontology annotation, biological process: microtubule-based movement. Gene Ontology annotation, molecular function: ATP binding; microtubule motor activity; microtubule binding. The coding region runs from base 345 to 2825 and encodes 826 amino acids. The record is from RefSeq and is a predicted model, not a curated record. Lineage: Eukaryota; Metazoa; Chordata; Mammalia; Rodentia; Dipodidae.